AUGGCCGGGUCAGACGCUUACGAUAAUGAGCAACUUAUCGUUUCAUGGAAUGGAGAUAAUCCGAUUGAAGUUAAUAAGGAGAUUCGAAUGCCAGACAUGCGAUUACGAGACAUUAAAUGGCGUGUGAGAAAUGAUCCUUAUGCUACAGGUGUCUGGUCAUGUGCCUUAGCCGAAUUCUACGUGGAUCGCGAGAUUCUCCAUCAUGUCAUCCAAUCCUACAUCCCGACAACACUAAUCGUCAUCAUUUCGUGGUUCUCUUUUUGGUUAGACGUUGAAGCAGUGCCUGGUCGAGUUUCUCUUUCAAUCACCACUCUUCUCACAUUGGCUACACAAAGCUCAGCCGCUAGGAUGGCCCUGCCGCAGGCAUCCUACGUGAAAGCUAUCGACGUGUGGAUGGGCGCUUGUAUGGCUUUCGUUUUCUCGGCGAUGAUCGAAUUCACCGUUGUCAACUAUUGCACAAGACGAAAACAAACAAAGAAAAAUCGCGAGGCUCGAGGUCUAACGCAACAAAUUCAAGACCUAGUACGAGAUUAUCGCGAGAAAAGGGAGGCUGAAAAGAAUCAAGCCCCAAAUCCCGUCUACGAAUGCUCGUUGAUCAACGGUGAUUCGGGUUCAACAACGGUGCUUGCAAAGAGGCAAAUCCGAGAAAUGAAUCAAGCUCCAUAUUUCUUUCAAAGAAACAUCCUACCAUCAACGAGGAGAAAAAAGCUAGAAGAGAGAAUCAACCGAGUCGAGGAGAAUCGCAAAUACGCGCAAAUGAUCGACCGGAAGAGUCGAGUGUAUUUCCCGCUUGCUUUCAUUAUUUUCAACCUUAUCUACUGGGUCUACUAUCUAUACUUUGCCGAUGAUCACAUUGACGCCAUCGAG
Mesorhabditis belari is the source of this 867-nucleotide messenger RNA. NCBI's taxonomy places the organism in Eukaryota, Metazoa, Nematoda, Chromadorea, Rhabditida, Rhabditidae. The record is from the annotation of a GenBank genome assembly.